AUGUUGAGUCAAGUUGUGACCAACCAAGCUAGGCAACAAAGAGGGAAUCGUCAGGAUGUGGUUGAUACAUCCAGGAUCCAUGAGUUCUUGAGGAUGAAUCAUCCAUACUUCACUGGUUCGAGUGUCAAUGAGGAUCCGAAAAACUUUGUGGAAGAUUUGCAGAAAGUAUUUGAUGGUGUUGCUAGAAUAUGGUACGACCAAUGGAAGAAGAGAAGAGCUAAAGGUGCACCAAUUGUGAGUUGGGUUAUGUUCGAAGAGGCCCUCAUGGGGCGUUUCCUUUCCCGUGAACUGAUCGAGGCAAAGCCAAAUGGACUUGCUCCAUCAUCUGUUAGUGCACUUGCACCAAGGGACAAAGAGUGCCCUAAGAACAGGAAGGGUAAUGGCAAUGGGGGCAAUAGAGCCCAAUCUUCUUUAGUGGCUGUACCAGACAGAGUUGCACCUAGAGGAGCUACUUCAGGAACAUGCAGAGGAGCAAACCGUUUGUAUGCUAUCACCAGUUGCUAA
Molecule: messenger RNA, 504 nt
Organism: Solanum stenotomum
Lineage: Eukaryota; Viridiplantae; Streptophyta; Magnoliopsida; Solanales; Solanaceae
Exons: 4
Coding region: 1-504 (167 amino acids)
Source: RefSeq, a predicted model, not a curated record